This is a messenger RNA of Nicotiana tabacum (common tobacco), 2279 nucleotides long. Its product is annotated as glucomannan 4-beta-mannosyltransferase 2. NCBI's taxonomy places the organism in Eukaryota, Viridiplantae, Streptophyta, Magnoliopsida, Solanales, Solanaceae. The record is from RefSeq and is a predicted model, not a curated record. Gene Ontology annotation, cellular component: Golgi apparatus. Gene Ontology annotation, molecular function: mannan synthase activity.
CUCUCUCUCUAUCAAUUACUCACUACACACUCACACUCUCUACACUAUUCCACUUCUCCUCUUCGCCUCCUUUGUUUCUCUACAAUGAUACAAUACUGCUCUGUUUUAUAAAUCGAACAGAGCAGUAUUACAUUAUCAGUAUAAUUUAAUCUGUUUAUCGAGGUUUUUUUUUCUGUAUUUGAAAAAAUGGCGGAAUCAACUUUUCAGGCGACUGCUUCUGAUAUAGCAGGGCAAAUAGGGAUGAUGUGGGAAGUGUUAAAGGCGCCAUUGUUAGUGCCAUUGUUGAGGGCAGCUGUGUACAUUUGUUUAGUAAUGGAGUUAAUGCUUUUUAUUGAGAGGCUUUAUAUGGGAAUAGUAAUUAUUAUUGUUAAGCUUUUCAUGAAAAAACCAGAUAAAAGGUAUAAAUGGGAACCAAUGGCUGAUGAUGAUUUGGAAAUUGGUAGUGCUGAUUUUCCUAAGGUUCUUGUUCAAAUCCCCAUGUUUAAUGAAAGAGAGGUGUAUAAGAUCUCUAUUGGAGCUGCGUGUAACCUUUCUUGGCCGUCGGAUCGUCUCGUGAUUCAAGUUCUUGAUGAUUCUACUGAUCCUAUCAUUAAGGAUAUGGUUGAGACAGAAUGCCUAAGGUGGGCAAGCAAAGGACUUAACAUAACGUACCAAAUAAGAGAAUCCCGCGGUGGUUACAAAGCUGGAGCUCUUAAAGAAGGAUUAAAGCAUAAUUAUGUCAAAGAUUGCGAGUACGUCGUAAUUUUCGACGCCGAUUUCCGACCCGAACCCGAUUUUCUCCGUCGAUCCAUCCCGUUUCUUGUACAUAACCGGGAAAUCGCCCUCGUUCAAGGUCGAUGGCGAUUUGUGAAUGCAAAUGAGUGUUUAUUGACAAGAAUGCAAGAGAUGUCACUAGAUUACCAUUUUACAGUGGAGCAAGAAGUGGGCUCAUCUACUCAUGCAUUCUUUGGUUUCAAUGGGACUGGUGGGAUAUGGAGAAUAGCAGCAAUUAAUGAAGCUGGUGGAUGGAAGGACAGAACAACUGUUGAGGAUAUGGACCUUGCUGUUAGAGCUAGUCUUAAGGGCUGGAAGUUUGUUUACCUUGGUGACCUCCAGGUGAAAAGUGAACUCCCCAGUACAUUCAAAGCCUUCCGUUUUCAGCAACAUCGUUGGUCUUGUGGCCCUGCCAAUUUGUUCAGGAAAAUGGUGAUGGAGAUUGUUAGGAACAAGAGAGUGAAUUUUUGGAAGAAGUUUUAUGUUAUCUACAGCUUCUUUUUCGUCCGGAAGAUCAUAGCUCACAUGGUUACAUUUUUCUUCUUCUGUGUUGUCCUUCCAUUGACCCUUUUGGUUCCUGAAGUUGAAGUCCCACUAUGGGGUGCCAUUUACAUCCCUUGUAUCAUCACCACUCUCAACUCUGUCGGAACUCCAAGGUCAAUUCAUUUACUGUUCUAUUGGAUUCUCUUCGAGAACGUGAUGGCUUUCCACCGAACCAAGGCUACAUUCAUUGGUUUGCUCGAGGCAAAGAGGGCUAACGAAUGGGUUGUGACUGAGAAACUAGGUGAUACUCUCAAGAACAAAGAAAAGUCUAAACCAGCCAAGAAAGCUCGAGGACCUCUAUUUGGAGACAGGAUUCUUCCACAAGAAUUGGGAUUUGCAGUGUUCCUUUUCUUCUGUGGUUUAUAUGAUGUUCUUUAUGGGAAGCGAGUGUACUUUAUCUAUGUGUUCCUGCAAGUCAUUACCUUUACCAUUGCCGGAUUUGGCUAUGUUGGCACUAUAGUCCCCUCUUAGCGGCAGCAGCAGCAGCUUUUCCACUACUGGCAAGAGUUUUAUCGCCAGCAAUUGUUUAUUUUCGUCUACACAGAAAUAUUAGUUAUAUGAAGUACUUUCCCUGCAACCAUUUGGAUGGUAAAUUCAAGAAAAUCAUCCAUCUUUGGGCAGAAAACUCGGGACGACGACAACUUAAAAUGGAUCAGUUGUUAAAGGUGCAACGGAUGCUGAAGCAGAAAAUAGCAGACGGAUUAGCCAAUAGAUAGAUUAUAUUUUUUACUUGUUAGAGUGCAUUUUAGUUGUGUGACAUUAUAUUUCUUUCGCUUGUAAGUCAUUUUUGCUUAUUGUAUCUCUCUGCUUACCUGAGAGAGUGGAAUAACCUCAAGAUAUGGCAAAAGGGGCCAACUUUGUAAUCAGAUUUUUUUUUGUUAUUCUAGUCUAAAUUCUUUACUUUUGGUCAUGGGUGUAUUAUCAAGACUCUUUCAAUAUAUAGGAGUUAGCGAUUCAAUGAACUUUAGAGUCUCAGUGAUUUA